This is a messenger RNA of Cajanus cajan (pigeon pea), 1086 nucleotides long. The record is from RefSeq and is a predicted model, not a curated record. Lineage: Eukaryota; Viridiplantae; Streptophyta; Magnoliopsida; Fabales; Fabaceae.
AUGGAAGGUGAAGUUGGUGCUCACAAUGACAAUCAAAACCGGAGGCGCACUAUAGUUGGAGUUUCUGGGGCUGAUGAAGAGGCGCUAUUCAUGAGGUUGUUUCCAUUUUCUCUGAAUGGGAAGGCUAAGGCUUGGCUUCAUUCUCAGCCAAAUCAAAGCCUGACCACUUGGAGGGAUGUGGAGACUAAAUUCUUAGCCAGGUUCUUUCCCCCGUCCAAGAACACUAAAGCCAGAACUACUAUUUCUACUUUUGCUCAAGGUGCGGAUGAGCCAUUAUGUGAAGCGUGGGAGAGGUACAAAUCACUGUUGAGGAGGUGCCCCAAUCAUGGUUUUGAGGUGGAACAUCAAGUUCAUACUUUCUGUAAUGGGUUACAACCUCAAACCAAGAUGAUACUGGAUGCUUCUUUUGGAGGGUCAGUCAUGUUUAGAACUGCUGAAGAGGCUAUCACAAUCAUUGAGUCCAUGGCUUCCACAGACUUUAGGAGCCAGCAUGGUAGAAGCUCUUCACACAAGAGGGGAGUUUUGGAGCUGAGUACUCAAGAUGCAGUGUUAUCUCAAAACAAGAUACUUUCCCAACAGAUUGAAGCCUUGAAUCAACAGAUGGCCAAGCUUCCUCAACAACUUCAAGCUAUGCAAUCUAAUGCUCCUCCUAUGCAACAAGUUAUGUCGUGUGAUUUUUGUGGAGGUGACCACCCUAAUGGUUAUUGUGCUGGAUCAUCUAGUUCCCAAGGUGAAGCAGUGAAUUAUAUGGGGAAUCAAGGGCGGCAAAAUUUCUCUCAACACCCCUAUCCGCAAAAUUCAAAUCAGGGGUGGAGAAAUAACUAUGGUGGAAACAAGCCAGACAUGAAUGCUUCAUCAAGUAGCAGGCCUCCACAUCAACACCAACACCCACCUUUAUAUGAGAGAACCACCAAGUUAGAAGACACAUUGCAACAAUUCAUGCAAUUAUUUAUGUCCAACCAAAAGAACACCGAUGCUUCAAUCAAAAAUCUGGAGAUACAGGUGGGGCAAAUAGCAAAGCAGCUAGCAGAGCAACAAAAAGGUUCUUUCUCCCCCAACACCGAGCAAAACCCUAAGGGGCACUAA